Molecule: messenger RNA, 9139 nt
Organism: Cuscuta europaea
Lineage: Eukaryota; Viridiplantae; Streptophyta; Magnoliopsida; Solanales; Convolvulaceae
Source: the annotation of a GenBank genome assembly
AUAGACCGAAAAAUUAAUUAGUUGAAUACAUUGGACUUCGUAGGUGAAAAUAAGUUUUCUUUACAUAGAGUAUAGAUUUUAGAGUAAAAAAAACGGUUUAUCUUGUUUCCGAGAAACUAACCUAAAAAUUGGCACUAAACAUUUGGGUAACCGAUAAAACUUCGGUUCGAUAUCUAUGACUUUUAAGAUAAUUGUAUUGUCGGUUCUGUAAUAUUCAAUUUAUUCUUUAACAUUUCUAUAAUUUACAUUUUGACUUCUAAGAUAUUAUUAUACUGUAAUACAUUUUGACAUUUUUUAUAAUAUACGUUAUUUAAUUAAAUUUUGGCCCCACCUGAACGUAAAUGCUAGAUCCGCCCCUGAUUGGUCAGCCCCAUUCCAUAAGCCCAUUUACCCUAUAGUUUACCCGGCCCCCUGAUUCGGUUCCGCUUUUGUCUUUCCCGAUUCUCUUCUGCGCUAUUGGCCGAUUCUUUCCUUCUUUGGCUUGUGCUUGUGCGAUUAAGUCUUGAUACUCUCCCAUGGUAAGUUGCCAUCUUUACCAUCUGUGCAUCUCCUAUAUAUAUUUGCAUAUUGCUUCCGUUUUGCGUAGCGAGUGACAAAGCCGAAACCCUAUUCUCUAAAUUCCAUUUUCUCCUCUGUGAGUUUGCCGGAAAGAGCCUUGGCCGGAAAGUGGCCUGCUGGCUGACGCCCCUGUUUCCCCUUAGUGACUAUAGUGGUUAAUUUCAUCCUUUGUGGGUGUGAACGUGUGAGACCUGAGCUGGAUAAACAUCUUACAGUGGUAUCAGAGCCGCCCGCCGCCCGCCGCCGUCUCGCCGCCGUCGUACGUCGUCGCGGGAGGUCCAGGGAGUGUCGCCGGAGGUCCAGGAGUGCCACCAGUGGUCCAGGGAGUUCUGCCAGAAGCUUCCAGCCGUCCAGGGACUCUGCUGCCUCAGACCAAACCUGCUGCUGCCAGCCACGGAGCUCUGCCGCAACUCCAGUUCGCUGCCGCCACGCUCUACAGCAGCCCACGCUGCCUACGGUAAGUCGGGUAACCCAACCUCGGGCCUCGCUCAGGUAAAUUGGCGUUAACCACCCUUGGUGUACCGGAGUGCCACCGGAUUUAUUUUUUUCCCCGCUCCCCGCUGCUGACCUGCGUGGUCUUGGAUGUCGGCUGUGCCCGGCCCCAGGUACGUUUACUAAUCCUUUGUGUGAUUAUUUAUUCGUAGUUCAUUCAUUUUAAGUUCAAGUUUAAAUUGCAAUUACUUGUUUGUUUAAAUUGUGAUUACUUGUUGGUUUGUGAUUAAUUUUUUCCGGUGAAGAAUAUUUUGUUUGGAUACUCGUUGUCCAAAAUUGUGAAUAUUUCUUCCAGUUUAAAUUUAAUCACGUGUUGGAUUUUUUUUUUGAUUUUUUCUGUUGAUUGAUUCAUGGAUAAACUCUCCGGUUAAGAAUAUUUGUUUGGAUACCUGUUGUCCGAAAUUGGGAAUAUUUCUAUCCGGAUUAGUUUUAAAUCCCGUUUCUUUGUUUGUUGAUUUAAUUCUAGCCUAUUUGUGCUUGUACGAAAGAACAAGGAGAUUGUACCCGAGCUUUAUGUUCAUUGGUCUUCUCGGCUUGUUCGUGCUAGUUGCUUUGUACAAUUGAUAGCCCUAUAGGUUAUAAUAAAUCAUUUAUCUGUCUGUUGAAUAAAUAAAAAUUUUUAUCUGUGCUUGUACGAAAGAACAAGGAGAUUGUACCCGAGCCUUAUGUUCAUUGGCCUUCUCGGCUUGUUCGUGCUAGUUGCUUCGUACGGUACGAAAGAACAAGGAGAUUGUACCCGAGUUUUGUGUUCAUUGGUCUUCUCGGUUUGUUCGUGCUAGUUGCUUCGUACCGGUUGAUAGCUUGAUAAUUUUUUUUAUUUACUCUCUUGCGUGCUGUGCUUGCUUUCCGGUUAAUAUGGCUGUCAAUCAAUAUGGCAUGCUUCCAUUUAACGGAAAGACAUAUUUUGAUAUCUGGAAACAGAAAAUCAAAUGCGUGUUGAUCCAACAGAAAGUCUAUAGAGCUGUGACCGGUCUCUAUUUAGACUCUGAGGAUGCUGUGAAACGCGUUGAAAUGAAUGAAACUGCUUGUUCCUCUAUUUACCUAAACCUUUCUGAUUCAGUGCUCAAGAAGGUGGGUAUUAUAGAUUCUGCUAAAGAGUUGUGGGACAAGUUAGAUAAGUUGUAUACCGAUACUUCUUUGCCUGGUAAAUUGUUUUUGCUUGAGAAGUUCAUUAGAUUUAGGCUUGACCUGACUAAAGACAUAGAUGAGAACCUAGAUGUGUUUAACAAGCUUAUUCAGAACAUUAAGCAAGCCGGUGAUAAACACAUAGAUGACUACACACCCAUAGUGUUACUUAAUGCCAUCCCUGACUUUUACAAUGACGUCAAAUCUGCCAUAAAGUGUGGUAGAGACGAUAUCUCGUUAGAUAUAGUCGUUAAUGGAUUCAGGAGUAAGGAGUUAGACCUUAGACACUCGAGGGGUAGUAACAGUCAAUCUAGGGACUCUGGUGAAGCGUUGCUUGUGAGGGGUAGGUCUAAGAGUAGAUCUAGAAACCAUAAGAAGGGUAGCAACAAUAAGAACCAGACCAAUAACAAUGACCUGGGGAAGAAGAGAGGUAAGUCUAAGAAGAGAGUGUGCUAUAAUUGUGGUAAUUCUAGUCACUUCAUUAAGGAUUGUCCCCAUCCUAAGAAGUCUGAACAUGCUAAUGUGGUAGAUGAUAAUAACUUGCAUGAAGAAAUUUUUAUGGUCUGUGAUUUUGCAAAUUCUGUGUUGAGUAGCAUGACUGAAAAUGAGUGGUUGAUUGACUCUGGUUGUACUUAUCAUAUGACACCUUUUAGAUCUCUGUUUGCUUCUUAUGAUUCUUGCAAUGAUGGUUUUGUGUCUUUUACUGAUAAUAAGAAAUGCAAAAUACAUGGGGUGGGUGAUGUAUGCUUGAAGUUUGAUAAUGGGACUGUGUUUACUAUGAAAAAUGUGAGGCAUGUCCCUGAUUUGCGUCAUAACUUGUUUUCUGUCGCUGCUUUUGAGGGUAGUGGGCUUGAUGGUAAAUGGGGAAAUGGGUGCAUGAAAGUUUUGAAAAAAUCCUUUGUUUUGUUUAAGGCAAAAAAGGUGAAUAAUUUGUAUGUGUGCCAUGCUCAGCCUUUCUGUGAUUCUGCUCAUGUUGUUAGUUCUGAUAAAACAACUUUGUGGCAUAAUAGAUUAGGACACAUGAGUAAUAAGGGUUUAGAGAUUUUGCAUAAAUCUGGUUGUUUUGGUAAGGAUUCUGUGUCCUCCAUCCCUUUCUGUGAAUCUUGUGUGUUAGGCAAGCAGCAUAAGGUUACAUUCCCCUCUUCCCCUUAUCCCUCUUCCCCUUAUCCUAAUCCCACUAAGUGUACCUCUGUGUUAGAGUAUGUUCAUGCAGAUGUGUGGGGUCCUGCUAGUGUCUCUACCCACGGGGGUAAGAGAUAUUUUCUGUCCAUUAUCGAUGAUUUUUCUAGGAAGGUGUGGGUCCGUCUUCUUGAGCAUAAAUCCGAUGUCUUUGUGAAAUUUAGGGAGUGGAAAACCCUUGUAGAAAAUCAAACCGGUAAGAUGGUCAAAACCCUUAGGACCGAUAAUGGAUUAGAGUUUUGCAAUAAGGAUAUGGACAAACUUUGUGUUGAUUGUGGGAUUAGAAGGCACAAAACUGCGCCCUAUACUCCCCAACAAAAAGGGAUAGCCGAGAGAAUGAAUAGGACUGUUCUAGACAAGGUUAGGAGCAUGCUUACUACCUCCGGUUUGUCUAAAAAGUUUUGGGGUGAAGCAGUCAAUACUGCUGUCUACUUGAUUAACCGGUCUCCUUCUGUUCCCUUGGGUGGGAAAUGCCCUGAAUCUGUUUUUUCAAACAAGCCCCUUGAUUUGUCUAAUCUUAGAGUGUUUGGGUGUGCUGCGUAUGUGCACCAACAAGGUGACAAAUUGGAUCCUAGGUCUAAGAAAGGAGUCUUCUUAGGUUAUCCUGAGGGUGUGAAGGGGUACAGGGUUUGGGAUAGGAACCAGGUAGGUUUCAAGGUUGUGGUAAGUAGAAACGUUGUUUUCAAUGAAUCUGAGUUCCCUUGUCUGGUUAAGUCAGUUCCUGAUUCUGAGUCGAGCCCUAGUAGUACACCUCUUGAGGUGGAGUCCAUACCAUAUGCUGCUAAUCAUGAUUCUUCCAAUUUGCAUGAUUCUUCUGAAUUGCGUGAUUCUUCUGAGCAUGAUAAUACCACCACUUCGAGUGAGGUGAAGCAUUCUCAUGUGCAUUCAAAUGACAAUGAAUCGCAUGAUGAGAGUGCCGAUUCUAGUGAUAAUGAUUUGCAUGAUUACCAACUUGUUAGAGAUAGAAGUAGGAGAGAAAUUAGGAGAACUACUGAUAGCAUGCCUGAUUUUGCUUUCCAUGCGUGUGAUACUUCUAUGUUUGAUUUCUCUGUGUUUGAGACCCUUGAGCUUAACGAACCUAAAACCUAUCGGGAGGCCCUUAAGUCUAAUGAGUCCGCUAAAUGGCUUUGCGCCAUGGAGAGUGAGAUGGAUUCACUUAGAGCGAAUAAGACUUGGACGUUAGUUCCUAGACCGCCCAAUAGUUCUGUAGUUGAGUGUAAGUGGCUAUUUAAGGUUAAGGAAGAGCCUAACGACAUUAGAUAUAAGGCUAGGUUAGUAGCUAAGGAUUUUACUCAAAAGGAAGGUGUUGAUUAUGCUGAAAUCUUUGCUCCUGUUGUUAAAUUCAAUACGAUUAGAAUGAUGAUUGCUCUUGUUGCUCAUAAUGAUUGGGAAAUGAAGCAAAUGGACGUCACCACUGCUUUCUUGCAUGGUGAUUUAGACAAGAAAAUCUAUAUGACCCAGCCUGAGGGCUUUGUGGAUCCCAUGAAGAGUAAUCAUGUGUGUUUGCUUAGGAAGGCCUUGUACGGCCUAAAGCAGUCCCCGAGGCAGUGGAAUAUCAAAUUUGACCAGUGCAUGUCAUCUUUGAAAUUUCACAAGUCCGAGUGCGACCAUUGCCUAUACUUUAAAAAUACUUCUUCUGUGCCUGUAUUUUUAUUGCUUUAUGUGGAUGACAUGUUGAUUGUUAGUCCUUCGGGUGACGCCAUUAAAGGUGUGCAAAAGCGUCUCAGUGAGAACUUUGCAAUGAAAGACCUAGGUGAUGCCAAGAGGAUCGUAGGCAUUAACAUUGUUAGGGAUAGGAGUAAGCGUGUGUUAGUACUCAAUCAGAUUUCAUACAUUGAAAAGAUUUUGAGUAAAUAUAACAUGCAUUCUGCUACUACCGUCUCUAUCCCUAUGGCAUCCCACUUUGUGUUAAGUAAGGAUCAGUCUCCCAAGACUGCUCCUGAAAUUGCUAAAAUGAAAUCUGUACCUUAUUCCAAUGCUAUUGGGUCCGUGAUGUACCUCAUGGUGAGUACUAGACCCGACAUUGCCUAUGCUGUUAGUUGUUUGAGUAGGUAUAUGUCUAAUCCUGGUUUACCUCAUUGGAAUGCUCUUAAGUGGUUGCUUGGGUACUUGAAAUCUACUGUUAAUCAUGGGUUGGUUUUCACUAGGUGUUCUGAGGGUGUUAAGUUGAGUGGGUAUGUGGACUCGAAUUUUGCUAACGAUAGAGACAAUAGGAAAUCCACUACCUCUUAUGUGUUUACCCUUUGCGGGUCUUGCAUUAGUUGGAAGUCUCAACUUCAACCCAUAGUUGCCCUUUCCACUACUGAGUCUGAGUAUGUGGCCGCUACCGAAGCUUUCAAGGAAGCCAUUUGGCUUAAACGUCUCCUAACGGAGAUUGGUAGUCUUAAUCAGGAUAUUUGUGUGUUUUCUGAUAGUCAAUCUGCUAUUCAACUGUGCAAAAACCCUGUUUUUCAUGAUAGAACUAAGCAUAUUGAUGUUAGAUUUCAUUUUAUACGUGAUAUUGUUAGUGCAGGUGAUAUCAAGUUGAUUAAAAUUCCGUCCGAAUUUAAUCCUGCUGACAUGGGGACUAAAUGUCUCUCUGUCGAAAAGCUGUUGUCGUGCAAAUGCACGUUAAACAUUGAUUGCGGAUAAGUUGCCUGGUGAUCUUACUCCUUUUGCCUGAAUGUGUCUUUGUGAUCAUUUGGGCAAUCCAGCGAUGAUGAGUCUCAAAUUUGUGUUAGAGUUUUGACUCUACACCACUAUGGUCCAAUAAGGUGGAGAAUGUGUUAGGUAUUGGCCCAGCCCAUUCCAUAAGCCCAUUUACCCUAUAGUUUACCUGACCCCCUGAUUCGGUUCCGCUUUUGUCUUUCCCGAUUCUCUUCUGCGCUAUUGGCCGAUUCUUUCCUUCUUUGGCUUGUGCUUGUGCGAUUAAGUCUUGAUACUCUCCCAUGGUAAGUUGCGAUCUUUACCAUCUGUGCAUCUCCUAUAUAUAUUUGCAUAUUGCUUCCGUUUUGCGUAACGAGUGACAAAGCCGAAACCCUAUUCUCUAAAUUCCAUUUUCUCCUCUGUGAGUUUGCCGGAAAGAGCCUUGGCCGGAAAGUGGCCUGCUGGCUGACGCCCCUUUUUCCCCUUAGUGACUAUAGUGGUUAAUUUCAUCCUUUGUGGGUGUGAACGUGUGAGACCUGAGCUGGAUAAACAUCUUACACAAACCAGAUCAGAUCAGACCAAUUCAGAUUACACCUGAUCAGACUUAUAUAUAAUUAUAAAAUACACAGAUACCAGACAUUUACCAUACCAGACAUAACCGGACUUAAAUAGACCUGACCAGCAAAAUUCAAUCCAAGUAAAAACAUUAUUAUUGAGAUAUUGUGAAGUGUUUUGUGAUCGGAUAGAACCUCAUGUCUAAACACCUCAGAUCGUAAGUUAUUACACUCAUGGUAGUUACUAACUUACUAUCCCAUUCCAUCGAUAGUGUAUAGGCACAUGUUACGGGGUAUGAGUCAAUGCGGUGCGAUGUAUGUGUUUAAUAAAAUGGCUAAUUAGAAAAUUUGGUAUAUCUUGAAUUGCUUCCCAACUAAGAUUCCAUUGACUACGGCUAGGGUUUUAGUGAUUAUGAUUUGGGUUCGAGACUUUGAGUCGCACACUCACACAAGCUAAGGUUCUCAUGACUUCAAUUCAGUUAUGAGCCAGUGACUAUGGUUGCGGCUACAAUGUAUUGAGCGUUUAACGCUAACGAGUAACGAGCUACUCCGUAUUUUCAAUUAACAAGGGGUGGGGUGGGGUCAUCAACGGGAUUUUGAUGGUGACUAUAGACUACGAUUUUUUUUUGAUAAUCCAGGUGUCGGGGCUUACGCUCCCAUAAUCCUGGAGUCUAUGAACUACCCUCCAAAACCCCUAAACAGUUAAAUCCGGAUCUGAUCACAGUCAACCUCGUCAGUACUGGCUCCAAAGGAUGAAUCCAGCAGGACUUACAUCACCUUUCAGGCUGCUCCUCCCACCACACGAACCCGCUACCUUCAUUACCAUCAUCUCCCUUCUCAGCCGCUGAGCAACUCCGUGAAGGUAGGAAGAAUCAUUGGGAGCAAGACCUCCCUCAUCUCCCCUUGGUGGGAAUUGAACCCAAGACCUCCAAUCCCACAAAGGAGAGACUUGGGGUGGAUGGUCAUUCAUUGGACUACACCCACCUUCCCUUCGAUGACUUUUGUGAUUGGAGAGUGGACCAUUAAGCAGUGGUGGUGGGGUUGAUGGGGUGAAUGGUGACAUUAGUUACUUUUAUUGUUAAAAUGUACUAUCGUAUUAUUGUAAAAAUAAAUAAAGGUAGUAAUUAUUGUGAUGAGUUAUAGGUUUGAAAAACCAAAAAAGAGUCAUAAGAAUCAUAUAAGAAUCAUGAAUAUUUUCACAUUUUAAGUAUAUUUAAUUUGUAUAUAUACGUUUUGAAUAUAUUGGAAUAACAUAAGAAUCACAAAUACGUGUAUAUUGGUAUUAGAAAUUGCUCUAAAUAGGAUCAAAAACGUUUUGAAAUUUCAAAAUAGGACUAUCAUGUUUUUUAUUCCCUGAAUAGGAGUUAUCUGCCAAGUUUGAAAAAAAAAUGUCAUGUUUUAAAGCUUAGUAAUGUCAAACUUGGAAAAACUUUACUCAUAUUCAAAGAAAAAAAAACAUGGUAGUCCUAUUUUGGAAUUUCAAAAGUUUUUUACUCCUAUUUAGGGAAUUCACCCUAUUCGUAUUCGUAUUAGAAAUUUUUUGAAUAACAAAACUGAUUCAUUUUCAAAUUUGUAUUUGAUUAUUACGAAUUCGAAUCUACAAUUUCGAAUUAGAAUCGCAUGCUGGAUUAAAAUUAUUCGAUUCGCUUACAACCCUAGUCUGCAAUGCUCAAUUUACCCCUGAAUUAAAAACAAUAAUCCAAUUCACACCUUGAAUUUGAUAAAAAGAUUCAAAUUUCAUUUUUACAGAAAAUUGUUCGGUCACAUCCGUGUCGUUUAAAAGUGUCAAUUGUGCAUCUGAUGGAAACUUGAGGGGUCACAAUCCAAUCAAGUAAUAAAAAGAGUGAAAAUUGAAAAAAUAGAAUAUAUAUAUAUAUAUAUAUAUAUAUAUAUAUAUAUAUAUAUAUAUAUGUAUGCAAUACAAGUCCAAAAUAUAAAUAUAGACAUCUAUAAAAUAAUAUAAAUAGAAACUAUUUAUAUUUAGCUGUAAACUCAAAAUAAAAAGUAAAACAUAAUCUAAAAGAAAUCCUUUAAAUUUAUUUCCAUAUAUUAUAUUUAUAUUUUAUGUAUAGAAGUGGGAUCAAUGACUAAUUAUACUAAGCAUGUACAUAUAUAUACAUCAGCUUCCCCCUGCAAGCUAGCUCGGUGUUGGAGGCAGAACUGAAGGCGAUUCAUCAGGCGGUGAAGUGGGCGGCGGAUGAAGGUUAUGAAGAUAUAUUUGUUGAGUCGGAUUCCUCCUUGGCCAUCGAAUACAUCGCAGGCAGGAAAUCAAGAAGAUGGAACGAUCUGAUUUUGGAAACCGCAGAGAAGGCUUUUAGGAAAGGGUUUUUGUUCGGUCAUCACCUGAGGGAAGGAAAUUGGGUUGCCCACUACUUAGAUGAAAUGGGCUCCUACAAUAAAUUUAGCAGCCCAAAUCAAUUACCCAUUUGUGCUAAACAGGCUUAUUGGAUGGACUUCUUUGGUAUCCCUUCUAUUCGUUUUUAAAUUCUGUUUAUGUCUUUGUUUUUUGUAGAGAGGCUUUGGUCUGGCCCUCCUCUCAUGUAAUACUCUGCAUCUAAUAAAAUCCUGGUAAAUGACUCCCGACAUUUACCCCACUGAUUUUGGUG